AAAAACCAGGAAUUCCUUGGGAAUGUUUUCCUUGACUCCUGGAAUUCCUUGGGAAUGUUGUCCUUGACCCCUGGAAUUCAUGGAAUGUUGUCCUUGCAGAACUUUUGGGGCUAAAAACCGGGAAUUCCUUUGGAAUGUUGUCCUUAAAAACCAGGAAUUCAUUGGGAAUGUUGUCCUUGAUCCUGCGAAUUCCUUGGGAAUGUUGUCCUUGAACUGGGAAUUCCUUGGGAAUGUUGUCCUUGGACCUGGGAAUUCCUUGGGAAUGUUUUCCUUGACUCCUGGAAUUCCUUGGGAAUGUUGUCCUUAAAAACCAGGAAUUCCUUGGGAAUGUUGCCCCCUGGAAUUGAUGGAAUGUUUUCCCUGCAGAGCCUUCCCAGAGCCGCUCGGAGCCGAAGAUGCCGCUCGGAGCCUUCGGCUGCUGAGGGAGCGACAGCGGGAAGGGCAACUGGGAAUUCAGAUUCGGGAUCUGGAGGCAUCUGUGCCCGGAGCCACGGCCGAUAGAUGGACAAGCCAAGCAACUUCUGACUCCGCAGCAUUUUCCGGGGCAAAAUUCCAUGGCAAUGUAUCCUACAAGGGUGUCCGGUGAGGAAUGCAAUGGGAUCAACAGCAUGGCGGCGGAGAGCGGCCCCGGCACGAGGCUGCGGAACCUGCCGGUGAUGGGGGACGGGCUGGAGAGCUCGCAGAUGUCCACGACGCCGACCCAGGCCCAGCCCCAGCAGGGCAUCGGCAUCGGCGUCAACCCCCCGCCGCCGGAGACCUCCAACCCCAACAAGCCCAAGCGCCAAACGAACCAGCUGCAGUACCUGCUCAAGGUGGUGCUUAAGACGCUGUGGAAGCACCAGUUCGCGUGGCCCUUCCAGCAGCCCGUGGACGCCGUCAAGCUCAACCUCCCCGUGUGGCGUGGUGUGGCGUGGUACUGGUGUGGCGUGGUACAGGUGUGUCAUGGCAUGGGUGUGUCGUGGUAUGGGUGUGUCGUGGCCCGGGUGUGUAGUGGUAUGUCGUGGUAUGGGUGUGUUGUGGUGCGGGUGUGGCGUGGCACGGGUGUGUCAUGGCACGGCUGUGUCCUCCCAGUGCUGAGGUCACGGAACCCGGCCUGCGUGGUUGGGGUUGAUCCAACGGUGGGAGUCGGUGGUCUAAUGGUUGGACUCUGA
Molecule: messenger RNA, 1151 nt
Organism: Corapipo altera (White-ruffed manakin)
Lineage: Eukaryota; Metazoa; Chordata; Aves; Passeriformes; Pipridae
Product: bromodomain-containing protein 2-like
Exons: 6
Coding region: 555-1151 (198 amino acids)
Biological process (GO): positive regulation of transcription elongation by RNA polymerase II; chromatin remodeling
Cellular component (GO): nucleus; chromatin
Source: RefSeq, a predicted model, not a curated record